Nymphaea colorata (pocket water lily) is the source of this 8511-nucleotide messenger RNA. Its product is annotated as retrovirus-related Pol polyprotein from transposon TNT 1-94. NCBI's taxonomy places the organism in Eukaryota, Viridiplantae, Streptophyta, Magnoliopsida, Nymphaeales, Nymphaeaceae. The record is from RefSeq and is a predicted model, not a curated record. Gene Ontology annotation, molecular function: nucleic acid binding. Gene Ontology annotation, biological process: DNA integration. Bases 2929 to 4158 code for a protein of 409 amino acids. The transcript is spliced from 2 exons.
AAAAGGCUAAAAAUCAAGUCCGAACAUUUUUCAAAUUGGUAUAGAACUCUUCUGAAGUCCUUUUAUAGGAAUGUUCUCAAGUCCUUCCUUACAUAUGCUUGUUAGUUGGUACAGUAUUCCUUGAUUAUGAGACAUACAUCCUCGCAUGUUGCACCUUGUGUCCAAUUGCUCAGCUUGAUUUUGAUACCAAUAGGGAUUCUGAUGACUCAUUUCAAAGCUGGCCUGAGCAUCUGGUGUGGUGGAUACCAAUCCAUACCACAGUCAGCUUUUGUCUGCACCUUGAAACUAAAAAGGUUAUGAACUUAGAUAACUGGUAGUAUAAUGAACGGCAUAUAAACUUGUGAAGAUUAAAAAGUCUUUAAUAUAAGACUAUUCUCAAGUCCACACAUGUAAAGGGAGUCAUAACUAUUGGCCAAUACAUAUUGUUGACAUAUGUUGUAGUUGGGUCACCUAUCCGGGUCUGGAUCCAGAUCUGUAUCUGGAUCCGAUCCAAUGUGUUACUAUUAUGGCCCUACUUAAGUUGUGUAAACCCUAAUUUCGGUGUGUGAAUGCUAAUUAAAGAGAGAGAGUGUCUGGCGGCUAGUGGGCACUAAUCCUCCUCACCCGUGGUUUUUUUUUUUUUACUCUAGUUGAGGGGUUUUCCACGUUACAUCCAUGUGUUCAUCUUUCUAUUUGCUUUUACCGUUUCUACAUGGUAUCAGAGCCCGUGCCUAGUUCAUGGGUUUGACUUGUUGCCACCUGAGUCCAACACCCAGCCUCCAGGAAAAAAAAUUUGCCGACCGUGAAGUUCCGGCCCUGAUCUUUCCAUCGCUUAACGCCCUUCAUCAUCCGGAGCUGGUCCUUCAUCGUCCGACGCUGUUCCGAUAUCCAGCGCCUGCUUACCGGCUCUCCUGACGCCGUCAAUCCUCGACCCUGCUCUCUGUCGAUCUCGACGCCUGGUCUAUCGCCUAGCGUCGCCUCCUGCUCCGUCGAGUGCUGCUCCGCAGAGCUCCUCCCAGCGUCGCCUCCUGCUGCUCCGCCGAGCUCCUCCCAGCGUCGCCUCCUGCUGCGUUGCCUCCUGCUCUGCCUAGCCUUGCAUCGCCUGGACCUGCUCUGGCUGCUGUCUCUCUGGCGGUCUAUGCCAUCCCGUGGAGUCUGCUCCGCUGCCGUCCACUGCUUCCUCGCAUUCUUUGUUACUGCUCCCAGUGGAGUCUGUUGCUGAAUUCCGGCGCUGCUCGUGUUAGUGUUGGUGUCUCCGUCAUGGACAACAGGAUUGCCACCUAGCUCUCUACUGCCACCAGCUCUGCCGCUGCUAGUCUUCUGUCUAACGCCGCCAGUGGUGGUGUCUCCGUCUAGAGUCACCGCCAGUGUUGGUGUCUCCGUUUGCCGUCGGGUGUGUCAUUGCUGAACUGUUCUUUUGGCUAUGCUAGUGGACGUCAUCCCUUGCUUGCUGCAGCUCUUGCACAACUGCUCUUUCCCUUAUUUUUCUUCGCAGUGUUGGUUCGUGAUCAUGGCAGAAUCUUCUUCCUCUACUGUCAAUACGGAUCAUACUGAUGUUGGUGCCACUAGAACUAAAAAUAUUCCAGUUCAAGUUACUAUUAUUCGUCUUACCAAAGAAAACUACAUGCAAUGGUCCGCUGCUAUGACCAUGGGGAUCGCAGGUCGAGGCAGAAUUGCUUAUAUAAAUGGAAGGAAGAUUGAACCGAAUGAGACAAAUGUUGCUUGGAACACAUGGUUUCUUGAGGACAACCAAGUUAAGACUUGGAUUGUCAACUCUGUGUCCCCCGAGAUUCAACCCCUUAUUCUUCGCAAAAGGAUUGCGAGGGAUAUGUGGGUUAUAUUUGAGCAUAUGUAUGGCCAAAAGAAGAGAAUUGUUCGGGUGUAUCAGUUAAUGAAAGAUAUCUAUUCUCUACGGCAAGGUGAACACUCUAUAGCAGAUUUCUAUGCUGCUUUGAAAUCUAAGUGGGAGGACCUUGACUACUACUUUGAUGACACUUGGGAUCGUCCCCAAGAUCAGGUGCAUCAUUUAGCUAAAGAAUGGGAGAUUAGAGUAUUCCUAUUUCUAAUAGGGUUGAAUGAGGACUUGGAAGGCAUAAGGAGUCAAAUCCUUAAUUCUGACAGACUACCUAGUAUUGAAGAGGUUUACUCUCGGGUAGAGGCUGAAGAGCAACGAUGCCUUAUUAUUAUUGGAAAAAAGGGGGAUCGCAUCUCAUACAAUGAGAGGUCUGCCCUUGUUAGCCGUGGUCCUGUAGGAGCUGCUCGACCUCCUUGCAAGUGCACUCACUGCAAGAAGACUGGUCAUAUAGUGGAAUUUUGUUGGGACCUCCAUCCAGAAAAGAAGAAUAGAAGAGGGAAACCUUCCAGUGGGGGGAAAUCUACUUCUGAUGUUGCUAACUCUAGUGGAGAGAAAGCUUAUAUCUCUGCUGAACAAAUUCGUGAUCUUUGUGCUUAUUUGAGUCGGAUUGAUAUUGGUCAGGCCUAAGCAGCAGAUGAUGUAAAAGUCAACCAUGCUCUUGUGGUUUCUAGAGAAAAAGGUAAUUCUUGUAUGGGACAAUGGAUUGUUGACAGUGGUGCCACCCACCACAUGACUGGCAAUCCUAAGCUCUUCCUUGAGUAUAAGCUCUCUUCAGGAAAGGAACGUGUUUCUCUUGCCGAUGGUUUCUUCACCUCUGUGGCGGGAAAAAAGACUCUUUAAACAAUUUUUUAGUGCAUGGUGCCUUACAUGACUUGGUGACUGGGAAGAGGAUUGAGAUUGGUUUGGUGUUUGAAGGCCUAUAUCGACUCCCCAUCCGUGUGGCCACAGCUCUUAUGACAGCAGUUAGCAGGACAAAGAAGAAGAGAGAAGAUUGUCUUCAGUUUUUUUUGUAUUGGCAUGAACGCCUUGGGCAUCUCUCUUUUGGGAUUUUGAAAUAGUUAUUUCCUGAUUUAUGUUCUGGUCUGGACAUAUCUAUGUUAUCGUGUGAUGUUUGUCAGUUUGCUAAACAUGUUAGAGCUUCAUACCCUGUUUCGAACACUCGUGCUAAUGAAGUUUUUUCCUUGAUUCAUUCUGAUGUGUGGGGGCCUUUGGGCAUUAAUACUCGUUGUGACUUUGAAUAUUUUAUAACCUUUAUAGAUGAUUACUCAAGGAGUACCUUUGUUUAUCUGUUAAAAGACCAUAGUAAAGUGCCUCAUGUCAUAGAGACCUUCAUUCUUCAUGUGCAGACCCAGUAUGGUAGUUCUGUUAAGACCUUUCGGUCUGAUAAUGCUCGUGAGUAUGUAUGUCAAGCUGUUGAAGAUUUCUUUCGAAAAAGGGAGAUUGUUCAUGAGACGUCCUGCAGUUAUGCCCCUCCACAAAAUGGAGUAGCUGAGAGGAAAAAUCGUCAGUUACUCAAUGUCACCAGGGCCCUCUUGUUUCAAAGGAAUCUUCCAAAACAAUAUUGGGGUGAUGCAGUUCUCACUAGUGCAUAUCUGAUCAAUCGUAUGCCUAGUCGUGUGCUAAAUGGGCAGACUCCCCACUCUAUGCUUCCAGGGAGUCGUCCACCCUUUCUUCUUCCACCUCGUGUCUUUGGAUGUGUUUGCUUUAUUCAUGAUCACAGUCCUUAUGUUAAAAAACUUGAUCCGAGGUCAAUUAAAGGUGUUUUUGUUGGAUAUUCUCCUACUCAAAAAGGGUAUAAGUGUCUUGAUCCUACCACUGGUCGAGUUUAUGUUACGAAGGAUGUCACCUUUUUGGAACAUGUCUCUUACUUUUGUGAGAAUACUCUUCAGGGGGAGAAGUCUAUGUCAAGGGAAGAGUAUUCUCUGAAUCAGGAAAUUCAAUUUACAGAUUUUUUGGAUUACAAGCAAGAAGAGAGUCCACAGGCUGUUGAAGUGCUUGAACAUGAGAGGAAUGAAGAGUGUUCCACUGGGACGAAAGAGGAAUGUAACCGUUUGUUUGGGCAGGUGUACUCUAGGCGAAGAGUCUGUACAGACAAGGUGAUUGAUGGUGAAAAUUCUGCUCUUAAUCUCAAUCCUACUUCUUCCCUGAAUGCCAUUGAGUUUGCCUAUGCCUGUUUGAACAGCCUCAGCCAACCUCAGACAGCAAAAGAAUCAUCCUAUGCUCCAGAAGAUAGAUUAUUACGAGUCAUACUUGGCAUUCAGGUAUCCACUGCAAAAGAAACUUGUCUAAAGUUUCUAUACACCGGAGCCCUUUCCCUCAUUUAAUCAAUGUUGUUGGUAACUUGUACAGUUCACACCAUUUGGCUCUACCCAUGAAUUAGCCAGUAAUAGGUCUUUUCACAACCCCGUUGAUGACGAGUCUUCGCGAAGCAUCCAUGGCUGAAUGGUUAAAGCGCCCAACUCAUAAUUGGCAAAUUUGGUUUGAUGAAAUAAAAUCAAAAUAAACAAUAAAUAAUGUAAGUUGUACACCUCAUUUUCUUGGGAUUGUAGUUCAAUUGGUCAGAGCACCGCCCUGUCAAGGCGGAAGCUGCGGGUUCGAGCCCGAAAGGAUCUCGGACGACCCACCAAAGCACGAAAGCCAGGAUCUUUCAGAAAAUUGAUUCUUAUUCGAAGAGUGCAUAAAUAUUUUGCUAUUGUAAUCUAAUAAUAGAGAAAGGUGCACGAUCUCAACGAAUUACUUCUGAAUAAAUCAAUAAGUCCUAUGUAAGAACCAUAGCAUUUCGUGACUCGUUGGUAAAUUGGAUUCUCUAUUAACCAAUAAUGUGAGACCAUUUAGUUAACAUGGUUAAAGCUGAACUCUCUAGAGGAGGGGUAUUAUAAAAACCCUUCUAGUUACUUCGUUCCCUAUUUCCACUGACAUGAAUCCUUAGGAAAAGAAUCUUAUUUCUACCGAGCUGAAACAAUAUAUGCCGAUGGCGACCCAAGUCGUGCUCAGAAGAAACCUAUUGAGGAAGACAUUCAGACAAAAACUGUUCAGACAAAAACUAAAAAUGAGCAGCUUCCCAUUACUCUGAGAAAGAGUGUCAGGUCAUGUACUCAACACCCUAUUGGUAACUUUGUGUCAUAUUCUAGACUGAGCACGGAUUACAAAUGUUUUGUAUCAUAUCUUUCGUUGGCUGUGAUUCUUAGGACUGUUACAGAGGCUCAGAGUGAUCCCAAGUGGACUCAUGCUAUGCAAGAAGAGAUGGAAGCCUUGAGCAGAAAUCAGACAUGAGAAGUGGUAGAGAUUCCUGAAGCGGCUCAUCUAGUGGGAUCCAAGUGGGUUUACACUAUUAAGUACAAACCAGAUGAGAAUGUUGAGAGGUACAAAGCUUGCCUGGUUGUCAAGGAGUUUAGUCAGAAAUAUGAGAUUGAUUACUUGGAAACGUUUGCUCUUGUUGCGAAGAUGAAGACUGUUAGAGUUAUUAUUUCUCUAGCAGUGUUGAAGGGGUGGAAGAUGUGGCAACUUGACGUUAAGAAUGUUUUUUUCAACGGAGAUCUUGAAGAAGAGGUCCCCCAGGAUAUGAGAAACUGGAAAAAUGUUAUAAACUGAAAAAGGCUUUGUAUGGGCUCAAGCAAUCUCCCUAAGCAUGGUUUGAACGUCUUAGGCUUGUGAUGAGAAAACAUGGCUACAAUCAAGGAAACAAAGAUCAUACUCUGUUUGUAAAGAAGAUGUUUGUAAAGAAGAAGAAGGGUAAAGUUACCAUUUUGUUAGUCUAUGUUGAUGAUAUGAUUGUUAGAUGAAGAUGAGAUAGCAAGAUUAAAGGGUUUACUGGCUACUGAAUUUGAUCUCAAGGACCUUGGCAAACUAAGAUAUUUUCUUGGUAUUGAAAUUGCUAGUUCAUGUACGACUCUUGUGCUGAAUCAAAGAAAGUAUACUCUGGAUUUACGGAAGGAGACAUGAAAACUAGGGUGUCGACCGGUUUCUACUCCUCUAGAUGUUAGACACAAACUCAGUAUUAAGGAUGGAGAACCUCUUUGUGAAGAAGCUAAGGGGAGCUAUCAACGUCUGGUUGGAAGAUUGAUCUACGUCACUCUGACUAGACUUGAUAUCACUUUUGCCGUAAAUAUGAUGAGUCAGUUCAUGCACGCGCCUACAGAUACUCACUUGAAGGCUUUCGACAGAAUCUUGUGUUACUUGAAGAGGAAUCCUGGCAAGGGGCUUCUAUAUGUGAAACAAGGGCCAAUUGAGAUUAUUCAGACCCAGAUUGGGUAGGCUGUGUUGAUACUAGAAGAUCUACUUCAGGGUACUGCGUUUACUUGGGGGGAUUGUGUAGAGAAGCAAGAGACAAGAUGUUUGUUCCCGCUCAAGUGUAGAGGCUGAGUAUAGGGCUGUUGCUACUGGAGUGUCAGAAUUACUGUGGCUGAGAGUAUUACUGACUGAUAUUGGGAUAGAGAUUGAAGAACCUAUGAAGAUGUACUGUGAUAACAAGUCCGCAAUCAAUUUGGUCAACAACCCUGUGUUACAUGACCAAACAAAACAUGUUAAGAUUGACCGUCACUUCAUCCGGGAGAGAAUUGAUGCCCGAGAGUUGAUUCUACCAUAUAUGAAAUCUGAAGACCAAACUGCUGAUGUUCGGACUAAACCCUCAUCUGUGACUCAAUUUGAGAGAAAUGUAUCCAAGUUGGAUAUGUUUGAUAUGUAUGCCCAACUUGAGGGGGAGCGUUGACAUAUGUUGUAGUUGGGUCACCUAUCCGGGUCUGGAUCCAAAUAUAUCUGGACCCGAUCCAAUGUGUUACUAUUAUGGCUCUACUUAAGCUGUGUAAACCUUAAUUUCGGUGUGUGAAUGAUAAUUAAAGAGAGAGAGUGUCUGGGGGCUAGUGGGUACCAGUCCUCCUCACCUGUGGUUUUUUUUCCCUCUAGUUGAGGGGUUUUCCACGUUACAUUCGUGUGUUCAUCUUUCUAUUUGCUUUUACCGUUUCUACACAUAUUAAAAUGAUAAAAUAUUGGGGCAAACUAUAAAGUAUUAAGGCAAGUCCUCUGAUGGAACGAAGACCAGAACAACUGGAUACAGUCUUGACGUCUUGAACUUGUUUUAAUGAACUGGUUGUGUUUGGGAUGAUACAGGUGUUACUGGGCGCUUACUGUUAUGGUCUUGCCUUAGCAGAAUUUGGAUUGGUUCUAUUUUGAUUCUAGAUCUUAAUUGGAAUUUUAUUCCGGUUCAGAUUCUGCCUUAGAUACUAAAACAAAAUUUGCAUGAAUUCUGAAACUAAAGUCAUGUCUGAAUCCAAUUUUAAGUUGCUGAGCUUGACCAAUCAGAAUCAUAAUAAAAUUGAAUUGAGUAGUCAAUAUGAGUUUUGAAUGAAGAAUGAAGCAUUGCACAAGGCCAGCAAGCAUCAGAGGUUAAUCUCAAUGAGUAAAAGUUUCAAGCCUUUGAUUACUGUGCCUGAGGCAGGGUGGGGAACAGGUCAUAUGGUGAGAGUCUUACUUGGCAGUCAUGGCUUGUUUUAUGUGACUACCAGCCACAUAUUUUAGGACGUUAUUCAAAUGUCAAAUCUAAAUGUGGUUAAGUAAAACAAAUUACGUAAGAAAGAAAGCAUAAACACGUAUUUGUUUGCAUGCCAGUUUAAUCUCUCCUUUUUCCAACCCAAAUCAUAAAAGAUGAUGAGAGCUCUCUUUUAGUAUUAAACUCCUCAUUUUUGGCAGUUCUUAUGAGUUAUUGAACAGAACCAACCGUCUAACCCCCUUCCCAAUCCGUUGGAAACAUAAGGAUUCUCGUACCAAAGCUGAUAUUCUUAUUUCAUGAGCAAUGUAAUUUAUACAUUUAACAAAAGAAAGGCAUGAAAAAGAAACAACAGAACACUUUUCUCCUUUUUCUGGUUAAGGACAUAUCUUCUAACUCACUAAAUGCACUACAAGAAGGCAGGAUUGUGGAUUGUCGGUUGCACCAAUAUCAGAUUACAACUCAGUUCAACUUAAUAAUUGACAUAGCAUAUGCUCCAUUUCUUUUUACACAUUUGAAUAAGAUAAGAUGGUCUUGCACAUGUAUAUGUGUGUUGGUGUGCUUGUGUGUGCGUUGAAAGUCCUGGAAAAGACCUUACCAAGAAUGAAGAGGGUGAUUAGCCACACACACAUACACGUAGACAUUACUUUGUUCAUGUAUUUGAGUAGUUGAUUUCUUUAUCAGUCUGAUAAAACAGAGGCCAUGAGCUUAAACGUUUCCAUCUGUGCCAUAUGGAAAUCGAAAGUCAGUGUAUUGCAUAAGGGCCACACAAGUUUGGGCAAAAGAUAAAAUAUUGAUCCUCUGGGCACAAACUCUGAAAUGGAGAUCAAGCUUGCAUGACAUGAAUAGGCCCCUCUUGUUGCACUUUGGUUAAACUGUAGCACUGCACUAGGGCAAUCCCUUGACCGAGUGCUACUUCUUGAAUGAUGGUGUCUGUGUUCCCCACAAGCAUAAGAAACUUAGUUUCAAGUGUUGACAGGAAAGUCGCAAGUCUUUAUCGUUCAAUAUUUUCAUUGUAAGACAACAAAUUUAUCCAUUCAUUCUACAUCGCCUCACAAUGACUAAAAGCUGCCAUAAGCAUUCUAACUAACAUGGAUUAAGUCCCGGUCUUUCUGUUUUAGCCUCAUCUGAGGUGAUCUCUCUCUGUCUCUCUCUCUUAUAUUUCUUCGUCGGCUAAAACCCAAGUGUUUUUUUU